Molecule: messenger RNA, 3492 nt
Organism: Acipenser ruthenus (sterlet)
Lineage: Eukaryota; Metazoa; Chordata; Actinopteri; Acipenseriformes; Acipenseridae
Product: serine/threonine-protein kinase MAK-like
Exons: 16
Coding region: 490-2511 (673 amino acids)
Biological process (GO): intraciliary transport; cilium assembly; protein phosphorylation
Cellular component (GO): nucleus; cytoplasm; cilium
Molecular function (GO): ATP binding; protein serine/threonine kinase activity
Source: RefSeq, a predicted model, not a curated record
CUGGCAGUGUCAAUGUUCUGUGGUGGAGUGCUCCGUUGCCAAGGAGAGAGAGUCAAAGCUAUCAGAAACAGGAGGAAGAGUGUAACGCACGCGUAAUAAUAUUAUUAAGCGCUCUGCAGGCAUCGACACAGGUGAUAAAGCUAAGAGGUAAGCGUGAAAUAGAAAUGAUUGCAUACAAAAUCUAAAAUUCUACCAGAAAAAUGAUUGGCAGUUUUGAUACAACAGCGCUGUUUACUGCCAGGAUGUGUUGGUAGUAUGGAGAUUCACAAUGGAAAGAGAUUCUUCGCUUGAUCUUCUUAACCUCUGGAUACUAUAACUGGGAGAAAAAGUUUCUUCCGCUUGGGGAUGAUCCACUUGUCAACAUUAUACCUAUUGUAACAGUAAUGCCACUAUUUAUUUUAUGACACCAGUGAACUGGAGCUUUUUGGUGGGAAAAGGACAAAAAGACAUUUAAAUUAUUUUAUUGCGAUAACUUUUUUAUAUUGAAAAAUGAAUCGAUACACAAUUCUAAAACAACUGGGAGAUGGAACAUAUGGAAGUGUUCUAAUGGGAAAAAGCAAUGAGUCUGGAGAGUUAGUUGCUAUCAAAAGAAUGAAAAGGAAGUUUCACUCUUGGGAAGAGUGCAUGAACCUGAGGGAAGUGAAGUCAUUGAAGAAGCUGAAUCAUGCCAAUGUUAUAAAGUUAAAGGAAGUAAUCAGGGAAAAUGACCAUCUCUACUUUGUUUUUGAAUAUAUGAAAGAAAACCUCUAUCAGUUAAUGAAGGACAGAGAAAAUAAGCUGUUCAGUGAAAAUGAAAUAAGGAACAUAAUGUUCCAAGUGAUCUCUGGCUUAGCUUUUGUACACAAGCAUGGAUUUUUUCAUCGUGAUAUGAAACCGGAGAAUCUGCUCUGCAUGGGCCCUGAAUUUAUAAAAAUUGGAGACUUUGGAUUAGCUAGGGAAAUUAGGUCACGCCCUCCAUACACAGACUAUGUUUCCACCAGAUGGUAUCGUGCUCCAGAAGUGUUGCUGAGAUCUUCAGUUUACAGUUCUCCCAUUGACAUGUGGGCAGUGGGCUGUAUAAUGGCAGAGCUCUAUACUCUGCGACCCCUUUUCCCAGGAAAUAGUGAAGUUGAUGAAAUCUUUAAGAUUUGCCAAGUGUUGGGAACAGUGAAGAAGAAUGACUGGCCGGAAGGCUAUCAGCUUGCAGGGGCUAUGAAUUUCCGUUUCCCACAGUGUGUACCAACACACCUUAGUACACUAAUUCCAAAUGCCAGCAAUGAAGCCAUUGCCCUGAUGAGAGACAUGCUACAGUGGGAUCCAAAAAAGAGGCCUACAACCACCCAGGCACUGCGGUACCCCUACUUUCAAGUGGGACAAGUUUUGGGACCACCUCCACAGUAUGUAGAGCAGCAAAAGGCCCAGAACAAACCAGUACAGCCAACAGAACCGAAGCCAAUAUCCCUGUCUAAAACCGAGCCACACUCUCCACCGGAGCCUAUCAUCAAGGUCCAGCCCAAAGUAAACCACCAACCACUGCAGCAGAUUCAACUGCCACAGCAGAUAUCCAGCCAGCCUGGCCUGCCAAAUAUGACCUACAGACAGCACCAGCCAUACCUACCAACCACAAAUAACAGCCCUGCAGUUAAACCAGCUGCAGCGGGCAAUGAAAAUAGUAUUGUUGGUAGUAAAAGUGGCCGAAGGCACUGGGGGCAGACUAUACUGAAAACCUUGGACAGCUGGGACGAAUUUGAUGAUUCAGACAUUGGUGUCUCCUAUUCAAAAAAGUCUAGUAUAGGAUCAAUGAAGGAAAAAGUAAAUGAUGAGUCUCUCUUUCGGUCUGCAGAACAGAACCCCUCCAAUGCAUAUGGUACUGGAAACAGAGUUACAGCCAAUACCACAUUAAACAGGAUAGAGUCAGGAGUUUCAAACUCAUCUUCAGCAAGGCAACACUAUUUACGCCAAUCAAGGUACCUUCCUGGUGUAAAUCCCAAGAAUUCUUCAAUGGUAGUAGGAAAUAAAGAAUCAUCCCAGGAUCUAUGGGGCAAUUCUUCAACUUUAAUUACUAAACCACUGAGGCCAAUUGGAGGAGGAAUGUCAAUUAACAGAGCCAAUGCAGGGGAUGAAAAAUCAGCUUCAGAGGAGAAAUUGAAAGAUAAUGUUACCUCUCCCGAUAUACAAGCACAUUUUGGAGUGACUCACUAUACUUCUGGAGUAUACAUCCCAUCAUUUCAGAAAAAGGAGGUUGGUUCAGCUGGGCAGAGGAUUCAGCUGGCACCCUUAGGAGGUCCAUCUGCAAAGUUUACUUCUACAUCCGACAUACAGAAUGACAAAACAAAACCAUCCAACCUAAAGCCAGUUGCCAAUAAGGAAGAUUAUGAUGGGUGGAAGACCAAAGCAGCACGUUCGCAAUUGUCAGGCACAAGUUUCAACACAGCUGGAAAAAAUUCUGGUAAUCUCUUAUCCCGAGCACCACCAAUCCAGCCCGUGCACGGAAGAAUAGACUGGGCAGCCAAAUAUAGUACCCAUCGGUAGCAUAACUCGUUUGCUUUUUUCUAUGAGGUCCACUUCUAAAAUGUUUGUGGUCUGACAAAGUGCAUACCAGUCACCCCUAGAUAAAAGAAACAAUAGCUUUGAAUGUGCAUGUGAAUCAUGUAGAGGCUUCCAACUCUUACUACUUGAAAGAGAUUUUUUUUUUCUACGAAUAAACUUUAAUAACCAAUAUAAAAAAUAAAUACAUACAUCUGAUUUGGUAGGUUCCUUCUUAUAAAUAUGUUAAUAUUGUUUUUCAUAAAGAUUGCUGUAAAUAUGGUGGAAUAAAAUAUAUUUUGUAGCUUGUUGAAGACAUUCCUUAUGCCUGUGCUGCAUACUAAAAAUGAAGAGAUUGGCCUUCCUUGGUAAUCAUUUUAAACAUUAAAAAAAUUAAACAGGGCCCUCCCAAGUGUUAAAAUGCAAUUUAAUUAAACCCAGUGUGUAGUGAAAUGACUGGAGUUUCCUACUGAACUGUUUAAAUCAGUUUGAGGUUUUACAUCGGUUGGCCCCAUUUACUUUAAGUAUUCUUAUCAAAUAAUGGUUUAGAACCUGCAUGAAAUUAAUUGCACUGGGCUGCAUAGUUUCUUAUGGAGGGGUACCUGGAUCUCAGAAAGCAGUUACUAGGUGUAUGUUUUCUGCACCAAUCCCCAAUAAAAUACAGCAACUUAUUAAAAAAAUUCAGACACGCUAAACACUUACUGCUUUUUAUGUAAUUUAUUCAUUUCAUUAAAAUCAUUUUUAUUUGUAACUGUUGUCAAACACUGUAUUAAAUGUAUUACAGUCUUGAAAUAUACUGUAGAUUACUAAAAUGUAUGUCAAAUCAAUCUUUAUUUAGUUGUAAUAAAAAAAAAUGUAAUAGUUGGACGUAUAGAUAUUACAUUUUUAGAUACAUAUGCCUAUGUAGAAUGUAUUUCAUUUUUACACAGUAAUGUUUAGCAUAUUUUUCUUGUUUUGUAUUUAUUUCUUGAUUAAUAAAAAUGUCAU